Messenger RNA from Styela clava, 4863 nucleotides. Lineage: Eukaryota; Metazoa; Chordata; Ascidiacea; Stolidobranchia; Styelidae. The record is from RefSeq and is a predicted model, not a curated record.
AUGGCGAUGGUGGCAAGCGCUUGGCGGGAUCCCCCACAUAUACCCCCUGAUGACGUAACAAGGUCUCAGGUACCUUCGCAAGUUCCCCCUCCCCAUGACCCCGGCCCCUCACAGCACCAUUCCUCCAUGGCGCCACAGCCACCACAAUCAGUCGGCCCGCCGCCACAUUUACCUCACCACGUGCCACCACCUUUACCAACGACGCCAGGACAUAAUGUGCCUCCCACUUUGGGGGAAGUCCCCUGUAACGGCCCCCCACAAACCCCAACUACACCAGGAGGAGGGUCAGUCGUCAGUGAUGGGAGUCUAGGCACCAGCAUGGGUGAAGGAUCAAUGAGCCGAUCGAAUCAAAAUGGAAAUACGGGAAGUACAAAUGGAGACAAAUCACACAUCGAAUGCGUGGUCUGUGGUGACAAGUCCAGCGGGAAGCAUUAUGGCCAAUAUACGUGCGAAGGAUGCAAAAGUUUCUUCAAACGAAGCGUACGGCGGAACCUUUCUUACACAUGCAGAGGGAAUCGGAACUGCCCUAUGGAUCAGCACCACAGAAACCAAUGCCAGUAUUGCCGGCUACGAAAAUGCAUUAAAGUCGGAAUGAGACGUGAGGCCGUUCAGCGAGGACGUAUGCCUCCGACACAGCCCCACCCGGGACAAUAUGCCAUAACAAACGGAGAACCAACUUUAGGACACGGAUAUCUCUCUGGGUACAUAUCCCUCUUACUACGAGCCGAACCGUACCCCACAUCUCGUUUUGGGUUACAGUGCCAUACCCCUAACCAAAUAAUGGGGAUAGACAAUAUAUGUGAACUAGCCGCUCGGCUCCUAUUUUCCGCAGUCGAGUGGGCUAGAAAUAUCCCAUUUUUCCCGGACCUACAGGUCACAGACCAAGUGGCGAUGCUAAAAUGGGUUUGGAGCGAACUUUUUGUCCUAAACGCGGCCCAGUGCCACAUGCCACUCCAUGUAGCUCCUCUUCUUGCAGCCGCUGGGCUUCAUACUUCAAUGAGCGCGGAUCGAGUUAUGGCAUUCAUGGACAACAUCCGGGUUUUUCAAGACCAGGUCGAAAAGCUAAAAGCUCUCCAUGUCGAUUCUGCUGAAUAUUCCUGCCUUAAAGCGAUUGUUCUAUUCACAGCAGACGCACACGGCUUGAACGACGCAGCACAUAUUGAAAGUGUCCAAGAAAAGUCUCAAUGCGCUCUGGAAGAGUACGUACGAACGCAGUACCCCAACCAGCCAACGAGAUUCGGAAAACUACUUUUAAGACUCCCUUCCUUACGUACAGUAAGCGCUGGCAUGAUUGAACAACUCUUUUUUGUGAGAUUAGUCGGGAAAACGCCGAUAGAGACUUUAAUUCGUGAUAUGUUGUUAUCCGGGGGAUCGUACGGAUGGCAAUACCCCCCAAUGCCCAUCCAAUGACAUGAUUUCUUGAAUCUGGACGCUUAUAGCUAAAAAGGACUAAAAAGAACAUAAAAUGGAAAAGACGUGGCAAAAAUAAAUAUAGGCAAUAAUGCUUGAGUAUCAAAAGCAAAAUUUCUAAUCAACACUAGUCCGCGCCAGAUUGCCUGAAAGAAAUACCAAAUUAAAGGCAAUAUAUAUUUUGCCUAUAUACUUGGAAUCAAAGGCGAAGUUUGACAUGUCAAAUCACGGGCGUGUUUGCAAUGGGCGGGCUUUCUUUUACCAAACGUGCAAGGCGGGUGUAAACAGUGCGAAGUCUGAAAUAUUUUGACGUCGGCUGUUGACGAUUUACUCCAAAAAUUAUUUGUUUAGUCAGUCUCCAGUAUUACAUGUAAAAGCGGCUUUGUGAGAGUCGAAAGAUUCAGAACAUAAGGCAUGUUUCAAGCGUUUUUUACUAAACAUUAGUAUAUAAAAUAGGCAAAUUAAGGUUGGUUGCAAAUGAAUUUCUAAAUUCACGGCUUGCACUGGGGAGGAAUAGAAAUACAUAAACAGAAAAACCCGGCUGCCAUCUAAGAACCACUAGUGAUCUCCUGCUUCAAACGCUUCAUACUAAACAUUAGUAUUUUGUAGGGAAAUUAUUAUUUGUUGCAAAUCAUUUUUUUGAAUUCGAAGCUUGCACGAGGGAUGAAAUAAAAAUACAUAUACCCCGAAACUCGACUACCCUCCAAGAACCACCGGAAAUCUCCCGCGAAGUUUUGGGAGUUUGCCAAUCCAUGUUACCAGCCAAGGCUAGUUUUCGGGGAAGACUUUAUCUUGCAACAUUUGAUUACUAUGGUCUUAAGAUGUUCCUAGUAUAUUAUUGUGUGAUAUUUUUGAAAUUUCUCAUUAGCGGCAAUUAUUAUUACUUUUAUAUUAAUUAUUUUAUGACGUCAUACAUUGUUAUAUGACGUCACUUUCAAUGAUUUAUACGUCACCCAGUGUUUACAACUUUACGGCCGUAUCAGUAUAUAAAAUUCAGUAUACAAGUCCAAAUUUCGGAAGCAUUAGAUGAUUGACUAUUUCUAUACACAAAAUCAGUGGGUGAUGAAGUCGUGUAAUAUUUACAAUCCAUUUCUGACUGUAAGAGUGUUGAUUCCGGCCCCCGACCUCGGGUAAAUGGAAACUCUGACCCCAGCCACUCCGGAUUCCCGAAAAUCGGAGGUUAUAGAUAAAAACUAACUCUUAGUAAGCUUAAUUUACUUUGAGUUUCUGUAUAAAAGUUUGACUGGAUUAUCACCGUGGACAGUAUAAAAAUUCGGAUUCCGGCGAAUUUGAAAAUACGAUCCCGCCCCCAGUACAAAUAAAACUUCUCAGUCCGGAAGCAGACUUAUAUCCGAAGUAAAAAGCCACGUUCGCCAUUAUUUAAGUCGAAUUUUCUUCCUCUAUGAUGGGAAAUUCGACGUUUUAAAAUUUUUAUACGAACGCUACAUAGAAUCCUUUCUGUUAUCAGUGUGUGUACAUUUUGUUGCUAGUAACACUUUAUACAGUUCUUCAAUGGACGGAUGCGCGGGAAAAUAAUAUUCGUGCACAAUAAAAACCAUUGUGACGAAACAAUAGUAGUCAACAUGACGUGUUAAUGCAAUUUGAAUAACCAAAUAUUUCGUAACAAAAAAUUGUCUUCACGGCCUUAUCUUCAAAACUACGCUACCUCAACUCAGCGUGCCAAUAUCGCCACCACGUGAGCAAAUGCGUCACAAAUAAUUUGCACAAAUUACAGUAUAACGUCAUAAUGAGAUCAGUGUUCUUCAUUAUUACGUAUUUAUGGUGUUGUCUAAUGAGUAUUUUAUAUUGUUAUUUGCUACAAUAUAUUGUAAUAUUGAGUUUUGCUCGUUAUUACUUGAUUUUUGCGUGUGGAAUAAGAGUAUUGACUUUUUCUCAAUAGAGAGAGGUUGCAAAACCAAUUAUGGGAUUUCCAGCAAUUUUGUUUAAAUAUGAAAUAUAUUUUGAGUUGCAGAUAGUCACCACUGCCUAAAUACCACGAGCAAAAUUCCUGCAUUAUUUUUCCCGCAUAUUUUUUUUGUAUUUUAAAUCAUUUUUCCCGCCUUUUCCAUUGCAUUUUUAAUCAUUGUUAAACCAACAUUAUAGUUUGUGUGAGGUAAUAAUCUAAAGAAGGCAGUGUAAUUAUUCAUUUUAUGACGUAACAAAGAUAUUUUAUUGUAUGUAAACGAAAGGUGUUCGUUGUCCACGGUAUAUGUGACGCAACAGACUUAAUACUGUGACGUCCACACUUACGAGACACUAAAGUCGACAGAAGCAUUUUUACUGUGAUGUAAUAAAUUACGUCAUCAAUAGCACUAUUUUUUUUGUUAAAUGAGGGGGUUGAACAACUAUUAUGUUCCAAUUUUCUUUUUAUUUUCACGUGAUAGAAAUAACUAUGUAUGUUUUUUUUUAUAUUCUGCCAGUCACGCUUGAUUGACAUUUGCUUGAAAAACAGUAUACAAUAUAAUGCUCACCGAAGUAUCGGAUUUCUUGGGCAGAAUUUACAACAAUUUAGACAUCUAGAAAGUAUUCCAUCGAAUGUUCAGACAUAUUUUUCGUCUGUUCAACUCUGAAAGGCAUACAUAUACACUCUGAUCAUUUACCAGGCGGUAUUGAAACUUACAAUUUUCUAUCCAACUUGAAAGCACCCCAUCUAUUCAAACAUUCAUCCAUCAAAGAAGAUUUUGAAAAACUUGGCGUCUGACUGAACUCAGAAAAAAAAAAUAUUCACUGAACAGCUACAACAUAUGUUUUUAACAUUGCUCUUUAUCCAUCAAUCCAGUGUUUUUAAAAACAACUUUUCAACAUCAAUUUCAAAUUUAGUGCCCAAAAAUUCGAGACACAUAUUGUUAUAUGUAUAUGGUUAAUUAGAGAAGCCCACGGCUAAUUACUGCUCUUUUGUGAAAUUGCAAUUCAAGAUAUUUAAAUUUAAUUUAAUUAAUAACCGGUUCCUAGUUCGUACGAUUAAGCUGCCUAAUCGGCGCUCAUGAAGUGUGUGUACCAAUAUGGAGGUAACUAAUUUUGUUUGCAUACUUUACAUCAAGUUGUGUAAAGGGACUGAAACCUAUGGGCAUUUGGUAUAUUCACUUUGAUAACACAGAUAUUCUCCGAACUCGUAUUAGAACUAAAAGAAGGAAAAUCAGAAUGAAAUUAUGGUCUAACUCAACUUGGUACACACACUACGGGAGUACCGUCUAAUCGGCUUUCUUCUUUCAUUCAUUAGAUUGAAAUUUCCCCAUCAUUUUUACUUGCCCCCAGUGAUGAAAACUGAAUUUUUUCUUGUCCUUGCUCUAUACGUCAAGGAAUCUUAUUUUACCUUAUUAAUCUGAGUUUCAAGAAUUUAUUUCUUAUUUUUAGCUAAAUCGUCUUGUUGUUGUUUUAUUGUUAUUAAUAUUAUUAUCCUUAGUGUGUCCAAGGCACCAAACAUAUGCGUUAAAAUAAAAUUUUGUCAUUUAG